This is a messenger RNA of Pocillopora verrucosa, 1076 nucleotides long. RefSeq names its product protein-tyrosine sulfotransferase. NCBI's taxonomy places the organism in Eukaryota, Metazoa, Cnidaria, Anthozoa, Scleractinia, Pocilloporidae. Gene Ontology annotation, molecular function: protein-tyrosine sulfotransferase activity. Gene Ontology annotation, biological process: peptidyl-tyrosine sulfation. Gene Ontology annotation, cellular component: Golgi apparatus. The record is from RefSeq and is a predicted model, not a curated record.
AUUACGUUUAUGACAUCGAAACGCUUGAUGUUUGAACUACUGCUAAGAUGUACUUGUCACAACGGAAACUUUGGAAAUUUUUCGCAGUCGCAUGCGGCCUUUUAUCGCUGAUGACCCUCUUCUUAUUAAGGCUGUUAUCGAGGUCCUGUAAACAUGAAGAAAACAAGGACUUCCCCACUGUAUCGAUGAUAAAUAAUGGUCACCCUCCAUUACAUCACGUGGACCGUUCUACUCCUCUUAUUUUUGUCGGCGGCUUUCCGCGAAGCGGAACCACUCUCAUGAGAGCUAUGCUAGAUGCACAUCCCGACAUCAGAUGCGGGCAGGAGACAAGGGUGAUUCCGAAAAUCCUCAUGGGUAUUUCAAGGAUAUUCAGCUUUGUCAGUGAGAAAGAAAAACAGAGAAGAGAGGAAGCUGGCGUUACCCAAGAUCUUUUGGACUCCGCUGUAGCGGUGCUGAUAGGAGAAAUCAUUGCUAAACAUGGAGAUCCCGCGCCACGAUUGUGCAACAAAGAUCCUUUAACUUUCAGGAAUCUUAGCUAUCUAGCCAGAAUAUUUCCCAAAUCCAAAUUUGUUUUCAUGGUAAGAGACGGACGCGCUGUUGUCCACUCCAUAAUGGAGAGAGGAGUUGUUAUUCGUGGCGUCAACAAUCGCCGUCCAGAAAUCCUUUUGAGAACAUGGAAUGAUGCCACAGGUGAGAUGAACGCUCAAUGUGUAGCGUUGGGUCAGUCAAGAUGUUUGAGAAUCCCCUAUGAGCAUUUGGUGCUGUUCCCUACUGAGAGCAUGGAAAUCAUCCUGGAAUUUUUGGAUGUUUCUUGGAAUGACGCAGUGAUCCAUCAUGAAACUAUGAUAGGGAAACCAGGAGGUGUCAUCCUUUCCAGCCUCGAAAAGUCAACAGAUCAAGUGAAAGAAGCUGUCAACUUGAGAGCACUGUACAAAUGGUCUGAAAGAUUAUCAUCAUCUUUAACGGAACAUACCAACAGAAUUGCUCCUGUCAUGAGAACUCUUGGCUAUGAUACUCGGAAAAAGUGGCCUGAUUACCGAAAGAUGGAUUCAGUCGUUACAAAACACAAUAAUUAA